Messenger RNA from Neocloeon triangulifer, 2970 nucleotides. RefSeq names its product M-phase inducer phosphatase. The record is from RefSeq and is a predicted model, not a curated record. Gene Ontology annotation, cellular component: cytoplasm; nucleus. The transcript is spliced from 10 exons. Gene Ontology annotation, molecular function: protein tyrosine phosphatase activity. Gene Ontology annotation, biological process: protein dephosphorylation; G2/M transition of mitotic cell cycle; positive regulation of G2/MI transition of meiotic cell cycle. The coding region runs from base 260 to 2122 and encodes 620 amino acids. NCBI's taxonomy places the organism in Eukaryota, Metazoa, Arthropoda, Insecta, Ephemeroptera, Baetidae.
GUCAUCAUGCCCGACCACGUUUGAUGUUUGAUUCGUUUUGCACCGGCUGCCGGCUGCCCAGUUCCGCUCAUCUCUCUCCUGUGGCUGUGGCUGGAAAUUUUCGAAGCAAAUUUUAUUGCUUUGAGAUGCUCUGGCUCCUUUCGUGACUGCCUGUCGUCAUAUAACAACUUCAUUCGCCCGAAAUGACUGAAAAAACGAGAUAACUCCCGUCUCCAGGGCUGCAACAGUGGCAAAUAAUACUCAGAGGCCCGACUGAACAAUGGAACCGUCACUGCCGAAAGUGCUGCGCCAGUUUCACCUCAGCAAUUUUAUUAAUUUGGCCGACUCACCGGCCCCUCCGACUCCGGCUCUUCGCAAGAAAACAGGACUGGCCUCACCAACGCACAAUGGGCUAUCUCCGAUGUCAAUGCUAGCCCAAGACAUGGGCAGUGCAAACUUAAACGACCUCGCUACUCUGAAGCGAAGACUGUCCCUCAGCAGUCAAAGCGGAACCCCGAGCCCUUCUCAAAUCAAAGAUAGAAGACUGAGAGAACUUCAAAUGAAUUUCAGUCCUGACAACACGCCUAAUGAUUCGCCAAGCAUCUUCAAAAAUGCAGCCAAGAUCAACAGUCCCGGAUCUCCCUCCAGAUCUCCUCACUGCAGUCAGAGGGUAGCGUCUGUAAUAUCAGACAAGGAAAACAGCUCCUUCAUGCCAUUCCAAAAGGGCUCGCCUCGACCGCGCCUCCCUCUCGAGGACAACUCGGACUCGAGGGACAGCGUUCUGGAUGACCCGGCAACCUUCAAGUUUGCACAGCCAAGCGGUUUGGCGCCUCGCAAGAACACCCCGAGGAAGGAGCUCCAGGGCGCGACCCCUAUGAGCCCUGGCUCGCCCAAAUCAUCGGGCACCGGCUUCUUCAGGUGUCUCUCCUCAGGCAGUGAUUCCAUCGAUGACGGAUUCCUUGAAUUCCUCAACAAUGAUAAAGAUGACGAUACAAUGUCACCAAGCGUUCCCUCAGGCAUGGGGAGUCUCCUGUCUGGCCCGAUUUUCCGAGGCAGUCCUCUCUUGAAGCAGUCCAGUUCCUCUAACGGCAAGUCCAGCGCCAAAAGGUCUCUUCACCGCAGUCUUUCUAUCAGUGACUUUGACACCCCCACUACCUCCAAGGCUCGUCUGUCCCUAUUCAAAUGUCCGAGCUUCAACGCGAUCCAGGACGCCCUGCCUUCGAGCAUGGAAACGUGCACCAGCAACGCUUUCAAGAGGCCCGUGCCUCCGAUCUCUGAGCACCCUGAGGAGUCGCCUAGCCAACCCCCUACGAAAAGGAGGCGCAACUUCUCACCCAUCAAGCCCCUACGCAGCCUGAGUGAUAACACUGGUGCGAGCCCACAGCUCUCGGCAAAAGGAGCUCUCACCCAAAGCUCCCUACUCAAUUAUGGAUUCCAAAAAACAAAGUCCCCCGGCCUGGGAAAAUUCCAGCGGAGUUUUUCCGAUACGGACGCCAUCAUAAAGAAUUCCGUCGAAAGAUCGUCGGUCGAGCCUCUGCUUAUAGGCGACUUCUCCAAGCCCUUUGUGCUGCCCCUAAUGAACGGAAAGCAUCAAGAUCUCAAAACCAUAUCCCCGGACACGAUGGCGCACUUGCUGACUGGCGGCUUCAGCGAGCACAUUGACAGUUUCUCGAUAAUCGACUGCAGAUACCCUUACGAGUUCAACGGAGGCCACAUUAAAGGAGCCAAGAACUUGUUUUCCAAAGAUCUCAUCGACGAUGUCUUUAUCAGAGGCUCUCAAGGUCAGACCCCCUGCCUGAACUCCAACAAGAGGCACAUUCUCAUAUUCCAUUGUGAAUUCUCCUCCGAGAGAGCACCAUGCCUAUCUCGUUACCUCAGAAGCUCCGACAGGGCUGCUAACAAGGAGUGCUACCCUCAGUUGUACUACCCUGAAGUGUACCUCUUGCAUGGCGGCUACAAGGCCUUCUACGAGGUUCACUCCCAUCUUUGUGAACCCCGCAGCUAUGUGCCGAUGCUUAGUCAGGGCAACGAGGCAGACUUGAAGCACUUCAGGGCAAAGUCCCGCUCUUGGGCUGGCGACGUCAAGAACAACACCAGCAGACUGCUCCCUAGCAAAUUCACCCUCAAACGUCUUGACGUUUGAUUCCACCAGUACAAAAAAAAAAUAUUGUUUUGAUCUUUUGUUGCCAGAACUUUUGAUAUAUCAUAUCACACCGAAGCCAAAAAUAUUGUUUUGAGCGGAGCUUUUGAUGCUUUAGGUUGAUAAGUUUUUGUCGGGAUCCUCGAACAAACUACUGUGUUAACUGAUUAUUUAAUUUUUGUAUGUGGCAGAAUUCAAAUGUCUGUGCUGCUGACUUUGUUUCUGUACUGUGCUGGAAAUAGUGUUUGACCUAAUCAAAGAGCAUAAAAAAGUAAUAGAUAUAACGAUGAGUUAUUUGUUGUGUAAAUAGAGAUGAUCCAAUUUAACCAUUUUGUGGUGUUUGUUUUGACUAGCAGUUCUUUUUACCCACUUGAUAUCGCGAGUGCUCAACCAUGUGUUCAUUCAAUCAUUACUUGAUUUUGUCUUUCUUGGCAACACAACUGUACUUUUCCUUUUUUAUAAGCAAGCGGAUACUAUUCUGUCUCGGAAUAAAGUGCCAUUAUUUUAUGUUUGAUUGUGCGUGUGUGUAUUUUAGUUGGUAAGUGCGGAGGCUUUUUACUUGUUCGUCAUUUACGAACGAGGAUGUGUUCACUGUCACACAAUAAGUUCUUAACAAUGUGAAUCUGUCAAAAGACUUUGUUUUCAAAAAGAAUGUCUGCAUAUCGUAGAGAUUCCCUAAUUUUGUUUUAUAGAGACGGACAUAAUGAUGGAUGCAUUUUAUGCUGGGGUUAUGGCAAUAAAAUUAAUUAUAUCUAUGUCUAUGGUUGCUGAUACUACAAAUGGCGUGUACUGUGUACAUAACCACCUCAUAUGAUUUUAAAUAAACUGGUGUUCAUCAUAGUAAACUAAAA